AAAAACAUAUUUAUACUGGUGGUGAUGAAAUUGAACAAGAAUAUGGAAAUGAAUUUCAUGAUAUUGUUUGGUUACAUAAUUUGAUAUUUCCUCCAAAGUAUCCAAAUAUUUCCUUUAUUGGAUUGAUAUUAGGAUCUGGUGCUAUUUUACCAUUUAGUGAGAUGCAAACACGUUAUGUAACAAGUCUUAUUAAAGGAUUUAUCAAACCAAUUCCAUCUCAAAACGAAAUGGAAAAAUCUAUACGUAAACAUUAUGAAAGCAUUCGUAAAAAUUAUUGUAAACAUGCUCGUAGUGCUAUUCGGUUAGCUUAUAUACCUUAUAUGGAUAGUUUGAGUAAAGAAAUUGGAUGUUAUCCUUAUUCUUAUGAAAUAUUUAAAAAAUUUGGGUUCAAUUUUUGGAAAUUGAUUAUGUUUGGUAUGGCUACUCCUAUUCAAGGAGGAAUUCUUGGGAGGGUGCAAAAGAAGCUAUUUCGCUUUAUAACAAAUAUAGUUUUAAAGCUGUUGGCAGAAGAUCAAGAG
Messenger RNA from Dentiscutata erythropus, 518 nucleotides. NCBI's taxonomy places the organism in Eukaryota, Fungi, Glomeromycota, Glomeromycetes, Diversisporales, Gigasporaceae. The record is from the annotation of a GenBank genome assembly.